AUGUCCUCAUCCCAGCGGUACCGUCGUCCUGCGAAAGACGAGCCUACAGACACGACUACAUCCUCGAUUCCACCAACCGCCACAGGCGCGAAAGAGAAAGCGGAGCUUAAGCAAGCUGUCAAAGAACAAGCUGUCGCAACAUCAAAUGGCGUAUCAAUGCUCGAUGUAUUGCGUAUCCUGGGUGGCGUGCUCCUACUGAGCUGUGGUCUGAGCUACCUGAGUACAAGCGGAGAGAGUAUGACAUGGGGAUACAACCCAUGGUGGACUCGAGCUCGAGAGUGGAAGAGCCUCAUGCAAGGAGAAGUCAUCCUAACCGACUCCGAACUUGCCCUAUACAACGGCGCCGAUCCCUCUAAACCAAUCUACCUUGCGCUAAACGGCACAAUCUACGACGUCUCCAUCUCGCCUACCACGUACGGGCCAGGCGGCUCCUACCAUUUCUUCGCAGGCAAAGACGCCGCGCGCGCCUUCCUGACCGGCUGUUUCGCCGAAGACAGCGUCCCUGAUCUACGCGGCGUAGAGCAAAUGUUCAUUCCCAUUGACCCAGAGGAAAAGGUCAGCCUGACACCACAAGAACGCGAGAUUGAGAUGGAGAAGGCGAGGAAGAGGAAGCCAUUGACCAAGGGUGAGCUAAAGAAUAGACAUGCGCAGGAGCUCAAGAGUGCUAGGAAACAAAUGGUCGCUGGUCUGGAGGGUUGGCAUAUGUUGUUCCGGGGUGACAAGGGCAAGCCGUAUCGGCGUGUGGGCCAUGUCAAGAGGGAACCGGGCUGGGAGAGCAAGAUGCCCAAGAGAGGACUCUGUGAACAGGCGGAGAAGGGUAGGCCGGUCAGGAAGUACGACUAA
This is a messenger RNA of Alternaria postmessia, 843 nucleotides long. RefSeq lists its product as uncharacterized. The record is from RefSeq and is a predicted model, not a curated record. The transcript is spliced from 2 exons. Gene Ontology annotation, cellular component: endomembrane system; membrane. Bases 1 to 843 code for a protein of 280 amino acids. Lineage: Eukaryota; Fungi; Ascomycota; Dothideomycetes; Pleosporales; Pleosporaceae.